UGAAGCAGCUUUAACUUCUAACAGCAACAGAGGAAUGUUUCAUCCUGCUCUUCUACGUGUUCUGUUCUGUCAGACAUCACAGAUCCACAGGAAGUCUGCAGGUUUUCUGACUCAGUCUCUUUCUGUCUUUAGAAAAGGUUUUGGGAGUUGAUGUGAAACAGGAAGUGGUUUAAAGUGAGCAGGUUGACACACAGAGCAGAAAACACAGACAGGAGGCCUCACUCCGACAGGUUUCUGUGGAUCCAUCCCGACGCUUACUGCUGGACCUGGUGGCUGUGCGGAGUGAGGYGUCUGUCUCAGAGAGGAUCUUUGACCGCAGAGAGGAAACUUGAAGCUGCAGAGAGAAGUUUGUCAGACAGCUGGAGGUUCAUCAUUCUGCCUCUUCUUCUGGAUUCGGACCGAGCUGACGGCAGAAUGAAGGAUCAGAACUUCAAGGACCAGGUGACAAAGAUCCUGGAGGAGGUUCCACACGCCCGCAAGAAUCUGAGAGAAAACUACGACAACCUGAUGAACGUGGCCGAGUACUGCUACAACAACUACACACAGUCAGGUGAGAACAACCUGAAGGCUUUGGAGGAAACUAAAAACUUCACCACCCAGUCACUGGCCAGUGUGGCCUAUCAGAUCAGCACUCUGGCCAGCAGCGUCCUGAAUCUGCUGGAUGCUCAGACCAAUCAGCUGCGCCAAAUGGAGUCCUCUAUCAAUCUGAUUGGUCAGACGGUGGAGAUGCAUAAAGAGAAAGUUUCUCGGAGGGAGAUUGGGGUCUUCACGGCGGUCAGAAGAGUUCCUCGUAACCAUAAGAUCAUUCCUCCUUCUGGAACACAGACCCGCCCACCGUACAGCCGCCGGCCAAUCAGCUAUCAGCAGCUGGACGAGCUGGGCCAUGGUGUAAAGGUCUCUGGGAAACAGUCGGACCGAACGGGAACGAUCCGGAAACACGGAGCCUCGGUCAGGUCCAACAAAAGCCUGGAGCCCAUUCAGUGCCCUGUGGUGCCCCCUGCUGGCGGUUCCAGCUUUGGAAAACCUGUAGCUCCGCCCACCAUCCCCACCACCUGGCAGACCCCACCUGAGUGUGACAUCAUCACCACGCUGCUGGACGAUGCCUUGCCGCCUCCUCUGCCAGCGGAUGUUUUGGCUCAGGGUGACUGCGUCAUCAACGCGUCUGCCCUGCCCCCUCCGCCUCCUCUCUUUGGUUUGUCUGCAGGAGCUCCGCCUCCUCCACCUCCUCCACCUCCUCCACCUCCCCCUGGUUCGCUGGGAGAAGGAGAGGUCCUGUGCCCUCCACCUCCUCCCCCUGGUCUGUCAGGAGAGAUGGCGGCUCUGCCACCUCCACCUCCACCUCCUCCAGGUAUGUCGAAAGGGACGGUGACUCCGCCCCCUCCACCUCCUCCACCCCCAGCUUCAGGGGCUCUGACCAAUCACAGCACUCCGCCUCCGGCUCCUCCUCCCAUGGCACCACUCAGUCUGGAAACAGUGGUGGAGGAGAACAGCUUUUCCCAUCCCUCCCCUCCUCCUCCCCCACCUCUCGCUGACGACGACGGCUUCCCACCGUUACCCACUGAUGGCUCAGAGCUGCCGGCCCCGCCCCCUCCACCCGCCCAGGAAAUAGACGUGACACUCCUGUCUAGGAGGAGUCGCCACCGGCGCUCACCUCCCACCUCUCGCUCUGUGUCUAUGAGGGUCCGCUCAGGCCCUGCCUCCCGCUGCCGCUACACUCGCUCCCUCUUCCUGCCUGCUGUCCAAUCACUCAUGAUCCCCCCUCCUCCCCCGUACCCUCCCCCCUGUGCCCCUCAGAACCCCCCCUCCUCCCCCUCACCUCGGCUCUGCUUACCUGCUCGUCUCGAACACCUGGAUCUGGAGAUCCUAGCCCCGCCUCCUCCUCUGUCAUUGGAAGAUGUCAGGGGCUUUGAUGACCUCAUGCCACCACUUCCUCCUCCAGUGGACUACGACACCGACGCCCCCGCCGACUACCUGGAGAAAGUGGUGGCGCUGUACAGCUACGAGGCCUCCAAGCCCGAUGACCUGUCUUUCAACGAGGGCGACGUCAUCUACCUGAUGCGCCGCCAAGACAACGGCUGGUGUGAAGGCGUGUCCAAGGGCAAGCAGGGCUUCUUCCCGAUGAACUACGUUCAGUCCUCUGGCUGAAUGAGGCCACGCCCUUUUGUUAGUGUGAUAUAUACACAGUAUAUAUAUAUAUAUAUAGGUUUUCCAGCUGUAAUAAUCAUAGAUUUAAAGGUAAAUGUCACCUGGAAGCAGCAAAUAUCUAUAAGGCUGUAAAUAAUACAAAUAAAAUUUGUUUCACGAAGAA
Molecule: messenger RNA, 2308 nt
Organism: Austrofundulus limnaeus
Lineage: Eukaryota; Metazoa; Chordata; Actinopteri; Cyprinodontiformes; Rivulidae
Gene: abi3a
Product: ABI family, member 3a
Exons: 12
Coding region: 415-2145 (576 amino acids)
Biological process (GO): neuron migration
Cellular component (GO): actin-based cell projection; lamellipodium; SCAR complex
Molecular function (GO): SH3 domain binding; signaling adaptor activity
Source: RefSeq, a predicted model, not a curated record